Messenger RNA from Rhopalosiphum maidis (corn leaf aphid), 3006 nucleotides. RefSeq lists its product as uncharacterized. The record is from RefSeq and is a predicted model, not a curated record. The coding region runs from base 453 to 1130 and encodes 225 amino acids. Lineage: Eukaryota; Metazoa; Arthropoda; Insecta; Hemiptera; Aphididae. The transcript has 3 exons.
GCGUAUGUUUUACACACGUACGGAUGUGUAUAACAAACAAACACACGCGCGCGAGCAAAUUGAACUUUUUACGAUGACCGCGAUGCCGCCGUGCGUGCACGCUACGAAUAAAUGAUUUUUUUCUAAAUGGACCGACCGAACCCCGCACAGUUUAAAUUAUCAUAAUCUCUUAACAAUCCUUAAUUGAACGGGACCCGGGACGUCGAGAGCAUCGCGCACAAAACACAUUGGCAUACAGUCCCUUGGUCUCGUCGCGUCGUGAACUCGAGUUCGAUAUUAUAAUAUACCUAUUGUUGUAGUACACACAUAGUAAUCCCCAGUACAUCUAAAGUCGCGUCUUUAUUUCCUAUAAUACAACGUACGGUUUAACCCGAAUAGCUAACAAUAAUUUCGUUUACGUUUGAUGUGAUAUUGUUUCGUCUGAAAACUUAAACCGUUUACUCCGGUCAAAAAUGUACCGUCUGUUUUUGGUACUGUUUUGGUGUUGCGGUUUGUUGGGCUACGCGUCCUCGGAUGAAACAACCACUUCGGUGUACGAACACUGCGGAAAUCUGCAACUUCAGGAAAACAUUCAAAUCAAAUUGAUAACUGGUACAUGGUACGUAAUUGAAGUUCUACAACACAAAACAAAUGAAAAAAUGUAUCAUGGAGAGAAAUUUGAAGUACCCACGUGUCCUUCUGUUUUCUUAACGCUUGCGGGUUCUGAUACAGAUCUGAAAUUGUACUGGAAUGAAGAUAUGGGCGACGUUGAAUAUCUGUUCAAAAUUAAAGACAGAUCAUCUCCCGGAUUCUGGUUGUCGUCUGGAUCUCAAAACGGCACCCUAGUGCAGGUGACCAGCUACGAUCAGUUCGCGGGCAUGGUGUACGUGCGAAAGGCGAUCAGCAAUCACAUGGUGUUGACGUUCUGCUCGCCGAACACGCAGUUGUACAGCGUGGUGCUGGCCAGGGACAAGACGCUUGAUCCCAAGGACCUGAAGAGCAUCGUGAACCACAUGCACCUGCAAAAGUUGCCCAUCACGCAGACGAAACGUACGUGUCGCAGCUCUGCGUCCGCGGCCCGAGCCACCGCUUGGACGACCACCGCGUUCUGCUUGGCGUACCUGGUGUGGUACCAGCGCGUCCACAAAUAGGUCGGUCGCGACCACAAUAUGCGUCGCGCACCUAUUCACGUCGAGGCAAGCGGACGCGUAUAAAAACACACACACCCACACACACACACACACACACACACACACAUGAGGGCGCAGGGUCGGCGUUGGUCGAGGUAUAUGACGAGGGGGUAUAGUUGACGACUUAAACUCGGCGACGCGCCGCGGAUGGCGAUUAAAAAUCACGAUAUGAUAUUUAAUAUAACACUUGCACCGUUUCCGAACGAUGUCCGAAGCCGAUAUGACUUGGAUGUUUUUAUUCUGAUUAAAACUUACAAUACAAUCCAUAUUAUUAUAAUCCACUACAAAUAUUAGGUACCAAAGACUUAUCCAAUGAUCAACUACAUUAUAUUAUUAUAUCGCGGUAAACGAGUAUAUUGAUUUUUUGGGUAUCAGCUCAUUCUGUGUUAGGUAUACGCAACAGUAGUGAAAUUAACAUCACAACACGUGUCAUAUUUUUUUUCGUUAUCUGAACUGAUUUAAAUAUAUUUAUGAGCUGUAAAUUAAUUAAUUAUUUUAUCUGUGCUUAAAAUGGAAUUAUUAGUGAUGAACAUAACACAUAUUAACACAAAUUGUUUAUUUCUUGUUAAUAAUAAUUUUUAAAAAACACGUAUCUAGAACAACUUGAAAUUAUUAACACUAGGUACCUACCUAAAAAUAUGUCUAAAUGACAUAUUGUAUUCUUCAAAAAUUGCAUCCCCUUAAAUAGGUACAUUUUAUAAAAUCGUCGAAAAUAAUACGUAAUUGCUCCUUACUUACUUCUUUAGCAUGAUAUACACGUGGUAAAAGCCUCUUAAUAAUAAACCGUACUACAUAAUCAUAUCGUUCUACACAAAACUUUCUUUAAAUUCUUUAUUUUGAAAUAAUAUUACUGUAUAAAACGGUAUCUGCGGCUACGGCGUUAUUAAAAUUCGUGUUUUUUUUUUUUUAAAAGACCCUAAACCCCCUUUUACUUCGACUCUGCGCAUACACACAUAUACAAACGACAAUACUUAAAACGAUAGGAAUGAAAGGAAAAUAAAAUACAAAAAACAUACAUACCUUCCUUACCCAACAUUGCGUUGUCAUCCAAAUACAUAAAGACAACAUAAUAAUAUACCUAUGACAUGUGUACCAUGCUCAAUUCAAGUUGUGCAAUAAACCGUUAAAAUAUAUCAAUUCCGUUCAAUUUGUACUUUUGCUUAAUUUUUCGGAUCUCUUUAGUGCAUAGUGAUUUUGUUUUAUUGCGUACCUAUUUACAUGCUACUUCGCUUAUCUAUAAAUUAUAAUAUUGUUUUAGUAAACACAAUUAAUAACGUUUGAUUGGACGACUACUAUAUAGCAGUGUACCUAUACUAUAAGAUAAUUGCAUAAUGUUGGGUUACCUUUUUUUUUUUGUGUAAUUUAUUUUCUUAAAAACUAAUAUAUUGUUACAAUGAUUACUUAGAUAUAAUGACUAUUUUAUAAAAUUAUUUGUAAAUUGAAAAAAAAAAUGUUUUUAUAACAUUUAAUGAAAUCGGAUGUUUAUUACAAAUAAUAUUAAUAUACUUAUAUUAUAUAAAUAUACCUAUAUUUUUUGCAGUAUCUAAUGCAGCUAUACAAGGGCUGUAAAAUAUGUUAGCUUUGCGCAAAUUUGUAUACUUUAUUCGUUUAAAUAAUAAAGCACAAUAGUAAUUGUAUAAGUAUAUUAACUCUAAACACUUAUUAUAACUAAUUAGAGAAAUAAAAAUAGACUCAAUUUUUACAAUUACCAAUAAAUAAUAUCAUAAAAAAAUAUACUAAAUUAUAUAAUAAUAGGUUUAGCCGCAGUCUUGUUGCAUCACUUACAUCAUUAAGGAUUUACACAUAACUUAAAAUAAUGACAAUAAAUCACUUUUAA